AUGCCUGCACCUCCAAAAUUGCCAAAUCCAGCUAUAGUUUACAAAAGAACGGUCAAGUCGUUUAUUCAGAGGCGUCAUCUAGCAACAAGAACGGCCGGCGACUCACCAUUUGAUCAUUUACCCAGAUCCCCACCAAAUCGUAAAUGGAUCAACUGGAAAACAACCACUGCAUUUUUUUUACUUGGAGGAUACUUGUCGUAUAAUGAGACGUUGUUUAAUCUUUAUGAAAAGUAUACUGCUGUUGACGACAAGCAAAUACUGGUCAACAUACAAGCUUUGCAAUUGGAAUACAAGUUGAAGAAUUUACCAAUAUAUCAGAAAUUGGCACAUCCGAAAAAUAACCAUCAAUGGUUCAAAUUGCUGAGCUGGGAGAAUCUUGAUAGAAAUGUGUUGGAUAAUCAGGAAUUGUCAGUCAAGACCCAAGCGGAAUAUCAUGAGCCAACGUUGACGAAUGGGACUUUGAACAAACCUGGUGGAAUCUUGAUCAAACCCGUGACAUUCCACAAUAUAGAAACCGAUGAAGGUGUAUCGAUUAUUCAUGCAGGGUACAGAUUGUGUGGGUAUCCAUUCAUAGUCCAUGGUGGGAUAAUAGCUACGCUUUUGAAUGAAACGUUUAAAAGAAAUGCGUCAUUGUCCAAAGACACAACAUCCAAUUUGAAAGACGACUUCAAAGUGGAGAACUUGACAAUCAAUUAUAAACGCCCUACUUUUGCCAAUCAGUUCCUUAUCAUAAAAACAAAGACCAAACCUAGUGACGAGAAUGACAAGAAGCAUAUUUUGUUGGAGAGUGUUAUUGAAAAUGAGAGUGGUAAAGUGUUGGUAAAGAGUCAGGCAUUGUUGCAUGAUACUGGAAGGGCAACCAAUAGAAGCAAAGAGAAGAUGAAGAAGGAAAAAAGUUGGUGGUGA
Molecule: messenger RNA, 906 nt
Organism: Lodderomyces theae
Lineage: Eukaryota; Fungi; Ascomycota; Pichiomycetes; Serinales; Debaryomycetaceae
Exons: 1
Coding region: 1-906 (301 amino acids)
Source: RefSeq, a predicted model, not a curated record